Messenger RNA from Andrographis paniculata, 1274 nucleotides. RefSeq names its product acetylajmalan esterase-like. The transcript has 5 exons. The record is from RefSeq and is a predicted model, not a curated record. The coding region runs from base 31 to 1146 and encodes 371 amino acids. Gene Ontology annotation, molecular function: hydrolase activity, acting on ester bonds. NCBI's taxonomy places the organism in Eukaryota, Viridiplantae, Streptophyta, Magnoliopsida, Lamiales, Acanthaceae.
UACCUGCAUCUUAGUGUGAUUAGAAAUAUAAUGAAGCCACAGUCUAUCUUUGGAAAUAUAUUUUCCAUUUUAGUCUUGAUAAAAAUCUUGUCUACUUUCUUUGCACUCCAAGUUUCAUGUCAAGUCCUAACAUGUCCUAUAGACUCUAUAUAUCAGCUUGGAGAUUCCAUUUCCGACACCGGGAAUCUUGUCCGAAUAGCCACGACUGCCCCAGCUACACGCCCGCCGUAUGGUGAAACUUUUCCCGGCCGCCCCACCGGUCGUUGGAGUGAUGGUCGACUUAUAAUUGACUACAUAGCUACUGCUCUCGGCCUUCCAUUGUUGAAUCCUUAUUUGGACAGAAGUAAUGCUUCGUUUGAGAAUGGUGUCAAUUUUGCCGUAGCUGGAAGCACGACGCUAAGUUUUCUGUUUUAUUCGCUAAGGGGAAUUAUUACCUUACCGCUCCCUACACUGCGUACUCAGCUACGACAAUUCCGGAGCCAUAUUGCAACCAUAUGCUCAACUCCAUCAGAAUGUCAACAAAAGCUUAACAACAGCCUCGUAUUCGUUGGAGAAUUCGGUUACAAUGACAUUGCAUAUGCAUAUGCCGAGAGGAGAUCCCUCUCUUUGAUCCAAAGCUACUUGCCGGAGGUUAAUCGAGUCAUCAUUAAUAGCACAAGAGAUGUGAUUCUUGCAGGUGUGCCUCAAGUUGUAGUUCCCUUACUUUUCCCGCUCGGAUGCUUCCCGGUAUUUCUAGAUGUUGCUAGAAAUAAUUCGUCGACAACUUAUGAUAGUAAUGGAUGCGUGAAAGACUUGAACGAUGCAAUUGUUUCGAGAAAUAAUGAUCUUGUAAGAGAUAUAAACAAUCUUAGAGGGGAAUUCCCUAAUGCCACCAUACUUUAUUCUGACCUCUAUAAUGCUUUUCUAACAAUUCUUCGCGAUGCACCUGCUCUCGGGUUUAAUACAUCGACACUGUUGAAGGCCUGUUGUGGAUCCGAAGGAAAUUUCAAUCCAAUAGGUCCUGUGUAUUGUGGAAAUGGAAACGUACCGGUGUGCCCUAAUCCAAACACCUAUAUAAAUUGGGAUGGCAUACACCUAACACAAGAGGCACAUCGUAAUAUUGCCAACAUUAUCAUCCGGGACUUGGGCAUCAAUUGCACUAACUAAAUCGAUUAUGCAAAAAGAACACCGUCGAAUGUUAUUAAUGAUGUAAGAGAGCUAUGCUUACCUAUAUAUACUCAAAUAAAUGGAUCAGUCUGAUCGUAUCUAGAAGUAAUGGAUUAUGAUAUUUGAUA